This is a messenger RNA of Colossoma macropomum (tambaqui), 1093 nucleotides long. RefSeq names its product elongation factor 1-delta-like. Gene Ontology annotation, molecular function: translation elongation factor activity; guanyl-nucleotide exchange factor activity. Gene Ontology annotation, biological process: translational elongation. The record is from RefSeq and is a predicted model, not a curated record. The coding region runs from base 135 to 1025 and encodes 296 amino acids. Gene Ontology annotation, cellular component: eukaryotic translation elongation factor 1 complex; cytosol. NCBI's taxonomy places the organism in Eukaryota, Metazoa, Chordata, Actinopteri, Characiformes, Serrasalmidae. The transcript has 9 exons.
GAGCUGUAACACUCCAACACACCCCGCACGCUCAAAUGAAUGGUCACGUCGGAACGUCUAACCUCUCUUCUCGGAGGUGUCUUGGCGAGGUGCGCUUAAGGCUCUAAUAAAAUCACUACAGAAUUGCCGAAAAAAUGACUGGAGUGGACUACUUAGCACAGGAGAGGAUAUGGUUUGACAAGCCACGCUAUGAUGAGGCUGAGCGAAGGUUUUAUGAAAGGAUGAAUGGCCCUACACUACCUACACAGGACUCAGGAGCUAACAGUAUUCUACAGGAUAUUGCCAGAGCACGAGAGAACAUCCAGAAGUCUCUUGCUGGGUUGAAGACGACCUUGCAUCCAACUAGAGGCUCUGCUCAAAAAUCUCAAAGCCCCUCCCACAUCUCCAUUACUUCGGGAGGCAGCAGUGCUGAUCAGGCAGAACUGCUCACACGCAUGAAGAACCUGGAACUGGAAAACAAGAGUCUGUGCAAAGUGGUGGAGGACUUGCGUGCCGCUCUCUCUAAACUGGAGAGUCGAGUCUCUGUCCUGGAAAAAAGGCCUGCAGCCCCAGCACCGGUGGUCAAUGGAACAGCUCCUAAUAAAGCCGCUCCACUUCCCCAGAAAACACCACCUGCACCAGCAAAAAAUGACGAAGAAGAUGAUGAUGAUAUUGAUCUGUUUGGCAGUGAUGAAGAGGUGGAUGAGGAGGCUGAGCGGCUCAAAGAGCAGCGGUUGCAGGAAUACGCUGCCAAAAAGGCCAAAAAGCCUGCCCUUAUCGCCAAAUCUUCUAUUUUGUUGGAUGUCAAGCCUUGGGAUGACGAGACGGACAUGGCAAAACUAGAGGAGUGUGUAAGGUCAGUACAGGUUGACGGAUUGCUGUGGGGAGCCUCCAAGCUGGUACCUGUUGGUUAUGGUAUUAAGAAGUUGCAGAUCAAUUGUGUGGUUGAGGAUGACAAGGUGGGAACAGAUCUGCUGGAAGAAGAAAUCACUAAGUUUGAAGACUAUGUCCAGAGUGUGGACGUAGCAGCUUUCAAUAAGAUUUAAGUACUCAUUCACAUAUGCACUACUGAUACUGAUAAAAUGACAGUUGAUAAUAAAGAGCUCUGACUGCA